Molecule: messenger RNA, 1308 nt
Organism: Didymodactylos carnosus
Lineage: Eukaryota; Metazoa; Rotifera; Eurotatoria; Philodinida; Philodinidae
Source: the annotation of a GenBank genome assembly
AUGGAAGAGUCACUCGGCAGUGGUGAUAACCAACCCAACGAAUAUAUUUAUCGUCUAUACGAGCGUUGGGCGAAAGGUUCAUUUGGUCUUCUUUUAACGGGUAACGUGCAAGUUGAUGAGCGUUAUCCUGGUCUUAUGACAGAUAUAAUGAUUCCGAGUAAAGAUAAGAUAGACAUUGAAAAAUGGAAACGAUAUGCCGAUGUCUGUCAAAGUCAUGGGAUUCCAACUAUCGUUCAGAUCAAUCACGCAGGUCGCCAGUCACCUUUGGGGAAAAGACCUUACAAGCAACCUACUAUCGCACCUAGUCCUAUCCCAAUGUCUAUAGGUGAUAACAUUUUAGCCAGAACAUUGCAGCGUUUUGUUAUUGGUACGCCUGAAGAGAUGACCAGAGCUCAAAUAGACGAAGCUGUAGAGAAAUUUGCUGAUGCGGCUGAAAUCAUGGUCAAAGCAGGUUUUGCCGGAGUGGAAAUUCAUGCUAGUCAUGGUUACUUAGUUAGUAGCUUCUUAUCACCCAAAACUAACAAACGAAGAGACGAAUAUGGAGCGACACCAAAGGACAGAAUGAACUUUUUGUUCAAUAUAGUCGAUGCUAUUAAAGCGGUUGUUCCUCAAAGAUUUGCUGUUGGUGUUAAACUCAAUUCAGCCGAUUUUAGUGCGGGUGGUUUAACUGAAGAAGAAGCACACGAUCAAAUUCGAUGGAUCAAUGAACACGGUGGUAUUGACUUUAUCGAGAUCUCCGGUGGAACUUACGAGGCUCCCGCCAUGGCCGGAACUGAAUAUCAACCUCGAUCAGAACGUACUCGUACAAGAGAAGCUUAUUUUAUUGAUUUCGCUGUCAAAGUGCGCAAUACGACUACAAUUCCUCUUAUAGUCACCGGUGGAUUUCGUACACGUGAGGGCAUGAAUGACGCUAUUCGUUCUAAUGCGUGCGACUUUAUUGGUAUCAGUCGACCAACCUGUAUUCAGUUCAAUCUGCCAGCAAUUCUACUCGAUCAAAGUAUCUCACAUAAAGAUGCACAAGCUCUUCAAUACGAUAUUCGAGGAGUUCAGAUCUUUAAUAUAUUACCCUUUACUGGCGUUGGUUCAGGUAUUGCCACAUUAUGGCAUAACUGGCAGAUGCAUCGAGUUGCCAUCGAAAAUCGAGAACCGGAUCCUACCCUUACUGUUCAUGGCAAAAUACUUACAAUUCUUCUUAAAAUCUUGAAAAAAUCAAUUCCGUCGAUUAUUUUGCUGUUCGGUAUCUUAUUUAUAUCUGUUCUUAUUAAGCAGUUUUUUUCGAAAACUGCCGAAAAGAUGACUGGAUUGUGA